AUGGACGGUGGCCAGACCUCUUCCAAUCCCGCCCCCGCUGGGAACUCCAGCGACUUUGUACGCAAACUGUACAAAAUGCUGGAGGACCCAACCUACGCGUCUAUAGUACGCUGGGGUGAUGAGGGAGAUUCCUUCGUGGUCUUGGAGUGUGAGAAAUUCACCAAGACCAUCCUACCAAAACACUUUAAACACAGCAACUUCGCCAGUUUUGUCCGCCAGCUGAAUAAAUACGACUUCCACAAGGUUCGACAAAACAACGAGGAAAAUGGCCAGUCGCCAUACGGCCAGAAUGCUUGGGAAUUCAAACACCCAGAGUUUCGCGCCAACAGCAAAGAAUCACUCGAUAAUAUUCGACGUAAGGCGCCCGCGCCACGGAAACAAACCCAAACCACCGAGGAUUCCGUACCCACGCAACAAAUCGAUCUGCUCAACCAGCAGAUUGUCGCCCAACAGCAGCAAAUCCAGCAUUUAUCAGAUCGCUAUGCCCAGCUUACCGUCGAUCAUCAGCUCAUGUUACAAGAAGUGAUGCGAGUGCAAAAGACGGUUUUGAACCACGAGAAUGUCAUUCACCAGGUCAUGACCUACUUGCUUUCGGUGGAUGCGCGCCAGCGACGGGAUAGCAAGGCUGUGGCUUUCCAGGCACCCGGAACCACCAUGAGUCCUUCUCAGGUUGGCGCUGUGGAUGACGAACCCUCAUCGCCUCUCCAGCAAGCCUCGAAGCUCCUGAAUGAUAUGAACGCCGAACUUCAAUUCAAUAUGAACAGUGUCGACUCGAUGAAUGAUCCCCAAAAGGCCGUCGUCUCGACUCCCACAAUGGAUCCGAAUGCGCGCAAUGGUUCCCUCCGUCCCACGACGACUGCACCACCCAACCAAGGCCUAGUUUACCCCAAGAUGACCGGUGAUUUGGAGCAAGUGGUAUAUCCCGUGGGCGCUACAAACGGCAUCGAUCCCAUGUAUAGCGAGCAUAUCAACAACGUUCCGUAUCCCAUGCCCGCCAAGCAGGAGAUCGAUCCUUCAGAUGCCCGUCGGCAAUUCCCCGACAACCGGAAGAAGAGUACGAAUGUGGACCCUGGCUGGGUGCGCAGCCCUCAAAUUCUCUUGGUUGAGGACGAUGCCACUUGUCGACAAAUUGGCGGCAAAUUCCUGUACUCUUUCUCUUGUGUCAUUGAUACCGCGUUUGACGGCUUGGAGGCUGUGAACAAAAUCCAGGGUGGUUCCAAAUACGAUCUAAUCUUGAUGGACAUUAUUAUGCCAAAUUUGGACGGAGUAUCAGCAUGCCAUCUCAUUCGCCAGUUUGAUCGCACGCCUAUCAUUGCUAUGACCUCGAAUAUUAGAAGCGACGACAUUCAGCUUUACUUCCAACAUGGAAUGGAUGACGUUCUCCCCAAACCCUUCACUCGCAAGAGUCUUCUUGAUAUGCUGGAGAGACACCUGGACCAUCUCAAGAUUUCGCCACAGAACCCUGGAAUGGAGCCGGUACCGUCGUCUGCAGCCGCUGUAACUAUGGCAGCCGCGGCUCAAAACUCGGCAACCCAGUCGAUUAAAGAAGACAGCUCACCAGGCCAAUCGCCCGCUGGAUCUAUGACUAACUGGCAAUCCCCCGGCCAAUUCCAAAACAUGCAGGCCGUUCCAUCGAACAUGCCGACAGUUCAAGGACCAUAUGUCACAGCUCAACCGAAUGCCUACACUGUUGACCAGAACGGCGUCCAGUAUCCAGCACCACCACCUCCAGUAGGAGUUCCCACCGCCGGGGCUCCCGUUCGGCCUCCACAUCGCCGCCAGAUCUCCGACUUGUCUAGUGCCACUGAAAACCCCAACAUGCCCAAACGGCAGCGCAUGUACUCGCAACCCCAACCAAUGCUUGCCGUGCAAGCUGGUCGACCUGGCUAG
Molecule: messenger RNA, 1890 nt
Organism: Penicillium paradoxum
Lineage: Eukaryota; Fungi; Ascomycota; Eurotiomycetes; Eurotiales; Aspergillaceae
Gene: skn7
Exons: 7
Coding region: 1-1890 (629 amino acids)
Biological process (GO): regulation of DNA-templated transcription; phosphorelay signal transduction system
Molecular function (GO): phosphorelay response regulator activity; sequence-specific DNA binding; DNA-binding transcription factor activity
Source: RefSeq, a predicted model, not a curated record